GGACACUUAUCAUCAGUACCCUAAUUAUCAGUGUAGCCCUAUCAGUACCACCUGUCAGUGCCCAUAUUUGCCACCUGUCAGUUCCCAUCAAUGCCACAUACCAGUGCCCAUCAGUGCACAUCAAUGACACAUAUCAGUGCCCAUCAGAGUUGCCUUUUAGUGCCAAAUAUCAAUGCCAUUCCAAUCAGUGCCAGUCAGUGCCACCUAUCAGUGCUAUAUAUGAGGCCUGCCUUUCAGUGCCCAUCAGUGAUGUCAGUCAAUGCCCAACAGUGAUGCCUGUCAAUGCCCAUCAGUGCCUCCUCAUCAUGCCGCCUAUCAGUGCCCAUCAGUGCAGCCUCAUUAGCGCACAUCAGUGAAGGAGAAACAUUACUUAUUGACAAACGUUUAUAA
Messenger RNA from Staurois parvus, 390 nucleotides. NCBI's taxonomy places the organism in Eukaryota, Metazoa, Chordata, Amphibia, Anura, Ranidae. The record is from the annotation of a GenBank genome assembly.